Jaminaea rosea is the source of this 397-nucleotide messenger RNA. Its product is annotated as putative 60S ribosomal protein L36. The transcript is spliced from 3 exons. NCBI's taxonomy places the organism in Eukaryota, Fungi, Basidiomycota, Exobasidiomycetes, Microstromatales. Gene Ontology annotation, cellular component: ribosome; cytosolic large ribosomal subunit. The record is from RefSeq and is a predicted model, not a curated record. Gene Ontology annotation, biological process: cytoplasmic translation. Gene Ontology annotation, molecular function: structural constituent of ribosome. Bases 1 to 354 code for a protein of 117 amino acids.
AUGUCGACAAAGUCCAGCAACCCCGACCACAGGCGCUCGAUCACCGGCGUCAACCGUAACGGCCUCGCCCUCGGUAUCAAGCGCGGACACCAGACCGAGCAGCGCAACGUCGCUGAGCGUCCCUCGCGAAGGAAGGGCCGUUCCAGCCAGAGGAACACUCUCGUCAAGUCCGUCGUCCGUGAGGUCGCCGGCUUCGCCCCUUACGAGCGUCGUGCUCUCGAGCUGAUCAGGAACUCCAAGGACAAGAAGGGCCGCAAGUUCCUCAAGGCCCGCCUGGGCACGUUGCGUCGCGCCAAGGGCAAGAUGGAGUACCUCACCAACGUCGUCGCUGAGCAGAGGCGUACUGGUCACUAAGUGCGGCGCCGCCAACCCAGGCGUGCUGUUCAGUUGUUCUCCC